This is a messenger RNA of Acanthaster planci (crown-of-thorns starfish), 1272 nucleotides long. Its product is annotated as succinate--CoA ligase [ADP/GDP-forming] subunit alpha, mitochondrial-like. The record is from RefSeq and is a predicted model, not a curated record. Gene Ontology annotation, biological process: tricarboxylic acid cycle. Gene Ontology annotation, molecular function: succinate-CoA ligase (ADP-forming) activity; succinate-CoA ligase (GDP-forming) activity. Gene Ontology annotation, cellular component: mitochondrion; succinate-CoA ligase complex (ADP-forming). Lineage: Eukaryota; Metazoa; Echinodermata; Asteroidea; Valvatida; Acanthasteridae.
AACGUAGGCUAAAGGCAGGCACGUACGUACGUACGUGUAGACUUUGGUGGUACAGACAACACAGUGAACGCCAUGGCAUCGGUGGGAAGAAUAUUAGCCAGAAAUUUGGCUCGAAGCCACCAACUAGGAACCAGAAGCUGUUACACCCACUCUAGAGUCAAUCUUCAGAUUAACAAUGAAACGAAGGUCAUAUGUCAAGGCAUCACUGGCAAGCAGGGGGCCUUUCACACUGCCCAAGCCUUGGAAUAUGGCACCAAAAUGGUGGGCGGAGUCACGCCAGGGAAGGCGGGCCAAACGGCUAGUGGGGUGCCAGUCUUCAACAACUGUAAAGAGGCCAAAGCAGCCACUGACUGCGACGCGUCCGUCAUCUAUGUCCCACCGGCCUUUGCGGGGGCGGCCAUCUUGGAGGCCAUGGAGGCGGAGAUCGGGCUGGUGGUCUGCAUCACGGAGGGCAUCCCCCAACAGGACAUGGUGAAGAUUAAGCACCGGCUAGUCAGGCAGGACAAGACCAGGCUGGUCGGGCCCAAUUGCCCCGGAAUCAUCAAGCCCGGUGCAUGUAAAAUCGGCAUCAUGCCGGGCCACAUCCACCGACCGGGCAACAUUGGCAUUGUCUCCAGGUCUGGUACCCUGACCUACGAGGCUGUGGCUCAGACGACAAGCGUUGGCUUGGGACAGUCCCUCUGUGUGGGUAUUGGUGGAGAUCCCUUCAAUGGGACCAACUUCAUAGAUUGUUUGGACGUGUUCCUGAAGGACCCAGAAACUGAAGGAAUCGUCCUCAUUGGAGAGAUUGGAGGCGGAGCCGAGGAGAGGGCAGCUGAAUUUCUCAAGGAAAACAAUAUGGGAGAUGACCGCAAGCCUGUGGUGUCCUUCAUUGCCGGCCUAACAGCACCCCCGGGAAGGAGGAUGGGUCACGCUGGUGCCAUCAUCUCCGGAGGGAAGGGCGGAGCAGAACACAAGAUAGAGGUGUUGAAAGAUGCCGGUGUCUCCGUCACGAUGUCCCCGGCUCAGAUGGGAACCACUAUGUUGAAGGAAAUGGAGAAGGCAGGUAAAGUUUGAUGUCCGGACGGCUAGUAUCUACAGCAACCACACCACAACCUUCAGCAAAACUAGUUUAAGUUUGUUACAUAUACAUGCAAGAGAUGUAUUGUUUUUAGAGGGGUGUUCUUGAAAAUCAUUAGCCACUUGCCGCCAGGGACUCCGGUUUCGGGCACCGUGUGUUUAUAUGCGUGGCGGAGGUCUCCAAAAUCGGACAAAGGGAACUGGGCCUUGUAA